AUGGUUAGACUUUCGAAGCUUUUAUUGAACACACCGGUCUUUGGCUACGUGAUUCCCCAUAUAUUCCGAUUCGGUUCUCUACAAUGCCACGUUUCAUCUAGUUUUCGUUUAUUUAAUUUCGUGCAAGGAUCCCAUUCGAAUUUUACGGUUCCCGGUGGUUGUUUAAAUUAUAUUUUAGAUUACAAGAUGGCUGUAAAGUUGCUUGAGAGCGGUGCCCAUGGCACUACGGACUACCGUGUGUUCUUCACUGAUGAGAAUGGUCGUACAAUAUCUCCUUGGCAUUCCAUCCCCUACAAGUGCUCUAGCAGUGGUCUUUAUAACAUGGUUGUUGAGAUUCCACGUCAUACUACUGCAAAAAUGGAGAUCUCAACUACCCUUGAGAACAACCCUAUCAAGCAGGAUGUACUUAAGAAUGGUAGCCUUCGUUACCUAGAUUGCCCUUACUACUGGAACUAUGGCGCUAUCCCUCAAACUUGGGAAGCUCCAGUUCCUUAUGGCGCAAAUGACCCCGCUUUUAAAGGCAUAUCGCUGGUCGGUGACAACGACCCCGUUGACGUCGUGGACGUGAGUCAAACUACCAUCCCCAGUGGUUCUAUUGUCCAAGUCAAGGUUGUUGGCGCACUAGCGCUAGUUGACGAGGGUGAAAUCGACUGGAAGAUGUUUGUGGUACGCAAAGACGACCCUAACUUCGCCGAUAUCAAUGACCUUGCCGAUAUCGAUCGUGUGUACCCCGGUACCACUACUGGUGUGAUGGAAUUCUUCCGUUGGUAUAAGACCCCCAAAGGAAAGCCUUUGAACAAAUUUUUAGACGGUAAAAAUUUCGUCGGCAGCGCAGAAGCAGUGACUAUUCUCGAGGAGAUGCAUGAAUCUUACUUGAAGCUGCUGCGUGGAGAACUUCGUGCUGAUGGGCUGUGGGUACCCAAUGUGUAG
Messenger RNA from Babesia sp. Xinjiang, 930 nucleotides. Its product is annotated as Soluble inorganic pyrophosphatase 6. Bases 1 to 930 code for a protein of 309 amino acids. NCBI's taxonomy places the organism in Eukaryota, Apicomplexa, Aconoidasida, Piroplasmida, Babesiidae. Gene Ontology annotation, molecular function: magnesium ion binding; inorganic diphosphate phosphatase activity. The record is from RefSeq and is a predicted model, not a curated record. The transcript has 2 exons. Gene Ontology annotation, cellular component: cytoplasm. Gene Ontology annotation, biological process: phosphate-containing compound metabolic process.